AUGGCGACCGAAAUAAAAGUAAAACAAUGUUUAAAAAAAUUUGGCUUUGAAAAAUUUCGAACUGAUAUUCAAGAAAAAGCCAUUUUAUCAAUUAUUAAUGGAACUAGUGAUGUUUUUAUAUCAUUUCCGACCGGUGCCGGAAAAUCAUUGUGCUAUCAAUUUCCUGCUGUAUACAAAGAAGAUGGUCUUUCAAUCGUUAUAUCUCCAUUACUUGCACUUAUACAAGAUCAAGUUAAAAGUUUAAAUGAUAAACAUAUUGUAGCACGUACACUUAAUUCAACAUUGAGUCAACAAGAAAAAAAAAUUGUACUUGGAGAUCUUAUGCAACGACAACCAACAACACGAUUAUUGUAUAUAACACCAGAACUUGCUGCUACUCAAAGUUUUUUAUCAAUUAUAAAAAAAGUUCAUCAACGUAAAUUAAUUAAUUAUCUCAUUAUAGAUGAAGCACAUUGUGUUAGUCAAUGGGGUCAUGAUUAUAGACCAGAUUAUUUAAAAUUAGGUACAUUACAUGAUGAAUUAAAUAAUGUACCAUGUAUUGCUGUAACAGCUACAGCAUCUCAACAAGUGAUUAAUGAUAUUUAUAGUUCAUUACAUUUACGACAACCUAUAUUAGAAUUUAAAUCAUCUGUAUUUCGUUCGAAUCUCUUUUAUGAUAUACAAUUUAAAGAAUUACUUGAUGAUCCUUUUAUAAAUUUAUGUCAAUUUAUAGAUGAAACAAAAAAACUUAUAACUAAUUCACAAUUAAUAAGUGGAAUAAUUUAUUGUCGUACACGUGAUACAUGUUCAGAUUUAGCUAAUAAAUUAACACAAACAGGUAAAUAUGGUACAGUUAAAGCAUAUCAUGCUGGUUUAACAAAUGAAAAACGAAUACAAAUUCAAAAUGAUUGGAUGAAUGGUUUAACAAGUAUCAUAUGUGCUACAAUUAGUUUUGGUAUGGGUAUUGAUAAAGGUGAUGUUCGAUUUGUUGUUCAUUGGGACUUAGCUAAAUCAAUAUCUGGUUAUUAUCAAGAAUCUGGUCGAGCUGGACGUGAUGGAAAACGAUCAAAUUGUCGAAUGUAUUAUUCAGCACGUGAACGUGAUACACAAUUAUUUCUUAUUAAUCAAGAAAUAAAUGAUAAAUUGAAUUAUAUUUUAUACAGAUGUCGACAUUUGGUUAUUUGUAAUUAUUUUGGUGAUACAUCAAUGAAACCAUGUGAAACAAUGUGUGAUGUAUGUACACAACGUGAAUUUGUUUCAAUUAAUUUAGAAAAUUUAAAAAAAAAGAAAUUUGAUGAAAUAAUUAAUCGACGUUCAACAAAUCGUAUUAUAUAUCGUAAUGAUGGUAGUGAAGAACAGUAUGAAGGUGGUCGAUUAGGAAAUCGACGUGAUGAACGUGAAUAUCGUGAUACUGAUGAUGAUUAUCGACAUCAUGAUGAUAAUGAUAGUGAAACAGCUAAAUUAGCAACAAAACUUGUUUUUAAUGAACUUAAACGACGUGGAGCUGCAAUGGAAAUUAAACCAAAAACUUGGACAGUAGCAAGUGUUAAUUGUCCAUUAAUUGAUCCAAGUAAUCGAAAAAUUCCUAAUGUUACUAUUCAACUUCGUGAACAUGUUUGUCGUAAAUUAAAAGAAGUAUUAAUUGAAAAUAUUGAAAAACAUUUUGCUAAUGAUGAAAUACAACGAACUACAUAUGAAGCAACAUGUCUUGAUAAAGCUGUAUGGCUUGAACAUCAAGUAUUUUUAGCAACAAAAAGUGAACCAAUGUAUAAAAUGAAAUAUAUGUCUAAAUGUAAUGAAAUUACUAAAGCAACAAAAAAUAAUGCUAGUUUGUAUAUAAUUGAUUCCAUGCCAGUAAAUCCAAUAAUCGAAUCAUCUUCACCAACAUCUUCCAAACGUAAACUUUCUGAAACUGAAAUAAAUUCUAUUUCAAAUGAACCCGAAACAAAAAUUCUUAAACAAAAUGGACAUACAAAUAAUGAAUCUGAACAACAAGAUAAAUCUAAUCAACCAUCAUUAUCACCAUUAAAUAUAGAAAAUAAAUCACCUAAUAGAAAACGAUCAUUAUCAUCUUCAUCAUCAUCAUCAUCAUCAUCAAGUUCAUCAACGAAUUCAUCAUCCUCAUCCUCAUCAACUUCAACAUCUUCAUCAUCAUCAUCAAAAAUACAAAUAAAUAAUAAUACUAAUAAUAAAUCAUCGAAAAUUUCAAUAUUAAAACGAUCAAAUGGUGAAAAAUCUAAAGAAAAAAAAAAUUCUAAAUUACUUCAUCAAUCAUUAUCAACAAAUUCUAAAUCUCAAAUAACAACAACAACAACAACAAUAAUUCAUCGACAUCGUCGUAAUUCUUUACCUAAUCAAACAAAUUCAUCUGAUGUUAAAGCUAAACAAGCUCGUGGUACAUUAAAAACUUGUCUUGAAUCAAUGUCUAAUUUUUUACAUCAAAAAUUAAAUGAACAAUCAUCAACACAUUUAACAAUACAAUCACCUAAUGAAGAACCAAUACCACCACAAGGUUCAUCAUCACCAUCAUUUCUUAAUGAUCAAGAACAACAAAUUCUUAAUACUAAUCGUCAACGUCAAACAAGUUUAGAUGAACGUAUUCGUUCAUUAUUUAAUCAUAAUCCUGAUAAUGAUAAAACAAUAAAUAAUAAUAAUAAUAAUAUUAUUACUAAAGAUUUAUCUAAAACAAAUAUUCGUAAAUCAUUACCAAUGCCACCGGGUACAUAUAAUUCUGAUGAAGAACAUAAAACUAUACCAACGAAAAAACGUAGUAAUUCAUUCGGUGGUAAUGGAAAAUCAACAAAUAGAAAAUUAUCAAUACAAAAUAAACGAUUAUUAUCUACUAGUUCAACUAGUAAUCGAAAAUCAUCAACAAAAAAAUCUCGAGAUAGCAAACUUCCUGUGAAUAUCAAAACAAUUUCAGAAGUUGUUGUUGAUGUACUCAAUCCAUAUUAUCAAGCAAAUAGAUUUUCAUCUAAAGAAUUGUUUAAAACACUAGCAAAACGUAUUUCACAACAUUUAGCUUCUAAAGAGUUUUCAAAUAUUGAUGCGGUACGUAUGGAUGCUAAAUCAUUGAUUAAACCAGCAUUUCGUCAUAAACAUUCAAAAAUCUUAACACAUGCCGAUUUGGAUCGAAUUGUACCAUCUUAA
Rotaria sp. Silwood1 is the source of this 3129-nucleotide messenger RNA. The record is from the annotation of a GenBank genome assembly. Lineage: Eukaryota; Metazoa; Rotifera; Eurotatoria; Philodinida; Philodinidae.